ACAUCGCCCAACAAUCGUGUUGAACAUUCAAGCGAGACUUUAAGUCAAUCGAAAAUAAUAAUAACAAUAAUAAUGUAUCGGUUGGUGGUGUUGAAUUUAGUUAUACUUUUGGCAACAACGAUAACAAUAUGUCAAGGAAAAUUUCCAAAAUCACCAAAACCAUGUCCUUAUGGCGAUGAAGAGUGCAUAAAGAAGAUUGUUAACUUUUUGUUAAGUGAAAAAAUAAAUGGUUAUGCCCCACUUAACGUUGUUAGCCUUAAUCCGUUGAAAAUUAAUGAAAUAAGUAUUAACCAAGGUAAAGAAAGCCCUGUCAAUAUUGAUUUGAGAUUCCAAAACAGUGAACUAACUGGUAUAAAAGAUGCAAAAGUUCUUCACGUCAAAGGAUUUGGUAAAGAAAUUAAUGGAGUUCAUGAAAUCACUCUUGGAACUGAUUCAGUGACACUAUUUGGUGAUUAUACCAUUAAGGGAAAAGUUCUUAUUCUACCAGUUAGUGGCAAUGGAAAAAGUAACAUUACAAUGGAUAAUCUUCGACUUAAGGUGUCAAUUUUAGCGGAAUCUCUUGUCAAAGAUGGCGAAACCUAUAUGAAUGUUAAAAAUGUCAAACUUCAAAUUGAAACAAGUCGAUUACAUUUCGAUUUUAGGAAUUUAUUCAAUGGUGAUAAGGUUUUGGGUGAUAAUAUGAAUUUAUUUUUAAAUGAAAAUUGGAAAGAAAUAUUUGGAGAAGUGAGGAAUUCAAUAACAGCUGCGUUUGCCUCGAUAUUCCAAAGUGUGAUAGCAAAUGUUUUCUCAAAAUAUCCAUACAGUAAGUUGUUUGCUACGGAAUAAGGUUUUAUUGUUCUCUACGGCUGAAAUAAAUUAUGAAAUAUUAUUAUUUAUGAUAA
This is a messenger RNA of Episyrphus balteatus (marmalade hoverfly), 881 nucleotides long. Its product is annotated as protein takeout-like. The coding region runs from base 73 to 825 and encodes 250 amino acids. NCBI's taxonomy places the organism in Eukaryota, Metazoa, Arthropoda, Insecta, Diptera, Syrphidae. The transcript has 5 exons. The record is from RefSeq and is a predicted model, not a curated record.